UUUACGGCUCCUGUUUGGCGACCCGUCGCCACAAGAGAGGUCUUGUUUAGGGUUUUUGGAAAGCUGGGCCUAAAAACCCAUUAAUUACUCCGUUUUCCCGCAGCUGGAGAGCGGAUAACGCUUUGUGGGGCGCAGAACUUACCACAACAAGGGGAAAAACACCUUUUCCGGGGUUAAUCCCCCGCUUUGUUGCGCGCGAGUCUUACUACUAAAUCUUUGGGAGACAUUUUGGAUUUGGUGUCUCUUGUUUUUUUUUCUCGGUUUGUUUUGUGGUCAAGAUGUCGCCGUAAUGGAGUAUCCGGGUUCGACAGAUAUGAGCAAGGGCCUUCGCUGCCUGACCCGCACCUCUUAUAACAACCCGCUUUUUUCAUUUCUUGUCCCGUUUAAUGCUAGAGAGCUCGCCUGCUCUCUCCCCGGAGCUCGGCCUCAGCCUUUCACCCAGAGACAUGGAGAAGAACCCGAACGCAAACACCAAGGUCCCGCCCCGUUCCAGCUCCACAGGCCCAGCGCCAACCGAUUCUAAAACUAAAACAGACACAAAGAAUAAUGGCAGCUCCAAGCGCUGCAACCGUAAGCGUGAGCCUGCCUUCCCGAAAGCAGAGAGUUUUCCAGGCCCCCGUCGCACCCACCCACAGAAAGGCAAGAAUUUCGACAAGAGACCCCCCCAGAGAGGCGGAGGAGGCGGUAGACAGGGUGGGCUCAUGGGCGGUGGGAGAAGAGAAGAGGUAGCCGAGACGCGCCGGGCCGAGUUCAGCCCGGCUCAGUUUUCUGGACCCAAAAAGAUCAGCUUGAACCACUUGCUCAAUUUUACCUUUGAGCCGCGUGGAGGCCAUGUCGGCUCCGGAGGCGACGGGCAUUCGUGCUGGGGUCGCCGCAACAAGUGGGGUCACAAACAUAAGCCCUUCAACAAGGAGCUGUUCCUGCAGGCCAACUGCCAGUUUGUGGUGAUCGAUGACCAGGAUUAUCAAGCUCACUUCACUGACCCCGACACUCUGGUCAGCUGGGACUGUGUGCAGCAGGUGCGAAUCUACAGCCACGAGGUGCCGUCGUGUCCGAUCUGCCUGUACCCACCGGUGGCAGCCCACAUGACUCGCUGUGGCCACAUCUACUGCUGGCCCUGCAUGCUGCACUACCUGUCUCUGAGCGAGAAAACCUGGUCCAAGUGUCCAAUCUGCUACGAGGCCGUGCACAGCGCAGACCUCAAGAGUGUUGUUGCUAUGGAGACGCAUCAAUACGUGCCAGGUGAUGUCAUCACCAUGCGGCUGAUGCGCAGGGAGAAAGGCGUGUUGGUGGCUCUGCCCAGCUCCCAGUGGGUUAAAGUGGAGGAGCCCAUUCACUUUGGAGACGUGCGUCUGAGCUCUUAUUCCAAGCUGCUGCUGGCGUCUCAGGAUCAGGUUCUGGGUCUGCUAGCGGAGGAGAGAGCGGCACUGCAGGCUCAGCUGAAGCAGGAACACGACGACCCGCAAGCCUGCUUCAUACAGAGCGCCUUACUGCAGCUGCAGGAGCGAGAGGAUGGCCUGCUGAAACGGACCGUUCCGGAUAAAGGCGUUGUGGAGGGUGCAGACAUGAGGAAGCUGUCUCUGACUGACUCGACUGUUGCCGAGGUGACGGUCAACAAGCUCUCCAGCUCUAAGCCUGUUCUGCAGUAUGCUUCGGCGUUCGAUGAUGAGAUUCAGGAGACCCUCGAAGAGCUUCCUGAGGUCCUGCCCGGACAGGAAGUGGUGAGCGAGGUGGCCAAGCAGGUGCCAGGUGGUCCCAAAGAGGAAACCCUCACUAACGAGGCUGGGCCACAGCAGAACUCGCAGCACGGUCCAUAUUACUACUUCUACCAAGCGGAGGACGGGCAGCAGAUGUUCCUGCACCCGGUGAACGUGCGCUGCUUGCUGAGGGAGUACGGCAGCCUGGAGAACAGCCCUCAUUCCAUCAGCGCCACCGUAGUGGAGAUCGAGGGCCACACGGUUAACGAGGACGUUCGUCGUCGACACCGUUACCUCUCUCACCUGCCCCUCACCUGCGAGUUCAGCAUCUGCGAGCUCAACCUCCAGCCACCCGUCCUCUCCAAGGAGACACUGGACAGCUUCUCGGAUGAUCUGGAGCGCAGGAGACGGGCGAGGCAGAAGAAAGCGAGGGAUGAGAAGAGGAGGGAGAAAAGGAUCGAGAUGGAGGAGAACAGGAAGCAGGGGAAAUACCCAGAGGUGCACAUCGGGCUGGAGAACCUGCAGCACUUCCCAGCGUUUGGUUCUCCUCCUCUGCACAUCCCACCGGGACAGAACCCCGAGUUCUUCCUGGGACCUCCGUCUCCUCUGAGCAGCAGUCCUGCCUCGGACGUCGCCAUGUUCCCGAGUCUAAACGGGAGCAGUCCGUCUGUCAGCGUAGGCAGUGUGGAGGAAGACUCGCCCUGCGUCUCCUUCGCACAGAUGCUGAGAGAUGGAAAAGCCAGAGCGGACGUCUGGCCCAAACCUCCUCCAAAGAAAGAUGUAUUCCUGGCUCUUCCAGUGGCGGACAGUGACGGGGAGAGCGACGGAUCAGACCGUGUGCCGGUUCCCAGCUUCCAGAACUCCUUCAGUCAGGCAGUUGAAGCAGCAAUGCUGCAACUGGACCACAAACCACCAGCCAAAGCUGAAGCUCCGCCCACCGCCGACGAGAAGGGAGGGAAGAAGAAGAAGAAGAAGCAGAAACUUCUCUUCAGCACCUCUAUGGUUCACACAAAGUAAACAAGACCGCAGAUCACACUUUCAGUUUGGUUCGUCCUCUGCUCUGUCCUCUAGGGUGUUUUAACUUUAGUCACGCAGUCGUUAACGAGCUGAAAUUAGACCCGAUAUCGGCUAACACGUAUUCACUUAUUCGCUGAGGUUUUGUUCAUUAAAGUGUACGAUGAGAAUCUCCCAGUUUCAAACAUAGCUUGCGAUAUUAAAGUAAUAAUAAUGGCUUGUGAUAUUCAAAUAAAACGUGUUCCGGUGUUCAGCGACGAUGUGCGGGGGUUCAAACCGACCGCAGUCAGCCAGCUGCUGAGUAACACGUCCUUCACGUCAUCACUGAACCCCUGACACGUGCAGAGUGAAGACGCUCUCACGGGUGUGGGUAAAUUUACGUCCAGUUCGAACUACAGUGCAAUCACCGCUCACUUUAUUUGAUUUUUUAUUUUUUUUUCCCUUCUUCCUCUUCUUCAUAACUCGAUAAGGCACUCCUGUAUUUCCCGCGUAUUUAUCAGCUGUACGCAUCAAACACGAUCCGACUCACGUUUACACGCCGGUUCUUUCUAACGCGUAAUCCAGCCUGAGUUUAGUCUAGUUUUAAUCUAGCCCGAUGUUUAACUGCUGGAGUUGAGCAGGAGUUUAACGCUUCAGCGAGGUACGGCCUCGGUUUUGUUUAUCUACUCACUCACUUAAGAAGGAAAAAAAAGAGGGGGGGGGGGGGAGAGAGAUGGGUUUUGUUUAGUUUUUUGUUUUGUUUUGUUUUGUUUUGUUUUGUUAUUCCUUAAUGGGAAUCUGAUUAUAAACCUGCAUAUUGAUUUAAAGAAUAAAGAUUUAUGCACUG
Ictalurus punctatus (channel catfish) is the source of this 3537-nucleotide messenger RNA. RefSeq names its product ring finger protein 10 (gene rnf10). The transcript is spliced from 17 exons. The record is from RefSeq and is a predicted model, not a curated record. Gene Ontology annotation, molecular function: metal ion binding; transcription cis-regulatory region binding. Lineage: Eukaryota; Metazoa; Chordata; Actinopteri; Siluriformes; Ictaluridae. Gene Ontology annotation, biological process: positive regulation of myelination; positive regulation of transcription by RNA polymerase II. Bases 387 to 2714 code for a protein of 775 amino acids.